Molecule: messenger RNA, 1287 nt
Organism: Hyaloscypha bicolor E
Lineage: Eukaryota; Fungi; Ascomycota; Leotiomycetes; Helotiales; Hyaloscyphaceae
Product: release factor
Exons: 2
Coding region: 1-1287 (428 amino acids)
Biological process (GO): translational termination
Molecular function (GO): translation release factor activity
Source: RefSeq, a predicted model, not a curated record
AUGUUUGGAGCUCCUUGGAUCUGGCGUCGAUGUACAAAUACAUACCUGAAGCCCGGUGGACGGAGGCUAUUGCGCUUUGCCAGCACGACCAGCCAUGCCUCCUUUUCUCCAGCACUGCUCGCGCGGGCGCGCAGCAUGGCCUCAGAACACGAUAAAUUGAGCCAGGAAACAUCCGAAAACUUUGAUGCAAAGAUAUCAAGACGAAUUGGAGAGUUAAAGAGUGUUGCAAUGGCAUUGAAGGAGUGGGAGGACACGCAGAACUCGCUCUCUGAGCUCAACACGCUCCUCGAAGACCCUACGACGGAUUCAGAACUUCGCGAGUUAGCUGUUGAGGACCUCGCCACAACAGCUUCUCAAUUGGAUACGCUAUCACGCAAUUUGGCUACUUCUCUUACGCCCAAACAUCCUUUCGAAGACCUACCCUGCCUCCUAGAAAUUCGACCAGGAGUUGGGGGUGGAGAGGCUGGCUUGUUUGCUGGGGAUCUGUUGAGGAUGUACAGGGGGUAUUGCCAGAAGAAGAACAUGCGUUCGUCGCUGCUGAAGUUUGAGACUGAAGAUGGAGGCAGUGAUCUCAGCGGCGAUUCGCCUCUACAAGAAGCAAUCCUCGAGAUUGAAAGUCCAGGCGCGUAUGGGAAACUGCGAGGCGAAGCUGGUGUACACCGGGUGCAGAGAGUACCUGCAACUGAGAACAAGGGCCGGACACACACAAGCGCUGUCGCUGUGUUGGUCCUCCCAAGCUUACCAACUUCCGGCACCGAGGGCCAAGAGGUCUGGGAAGCAGAUUUGAAGGAUCCGAAUAGUGAUUACUAUGUUAACCCUACGGAUGUUCGAACAGAUGUUAUGAGGGCACGUGGAGCGGGUGGUCAGCACGUUAAUACUACGGAUUCCGCGGUUCGGUUAACUCAUAUUCCUACCAAUACGGUAGUUAGCAUGCAGGAUAGCAGAUCCCAGCAUCAGAAUAGGGAGAGAGCCUGGCAGUUGUUGCGGUCUAAGAUUGCUCAAGCUAGAAGAGAGGCAAGAGAGGAGGAAGUUACCAGGUUGAGGAGAGGCGUGAUUGGCGUUGCGAAGAUGGGUCGGGGAGAUAAAGUCCGAACUUAUAAUUACGGACAGCAGAGAGUCACAGAUCAUCGAAGUGGACUUAGCGUUCACAAUCUCGAUGAUGUGAUGGAAGGAGGAGAUGAACUGGACAAGAUCAUCGACAGCGUCAAGACCUGGCUGGGAGAGCGAGAAAUUGAAGGAUUGCUCGCCGAAGACGAGGCAGCAGCAGCAGGAAACGGCAAGAAGUGA